Messenger RNA from Effrenium voratum, 870 nucleotides. The record is from the annotation of a GenBank genome assembly. Lineage: Eukaryota; Dinophyceae; Suessiales; Symbiodiniaceae.
AUGCCCUCGCCAUGUGACCCCAAUGUGCAUCCACUGGCAUUGAGCCAGCGGAGUGCACAAAUGCUUCUCCUGCUGGGAGCACCGGCCAUCCUGCUCCACCUUGUCGACUACAUAUGCCAAAGCACAUCACCGCUAUCAACAAGCAGCCGGAGAGACCGAGACACCUUUGAGGUGUUCUCAGGGUCUGGUUCAAUCUACAAGGAGAGCUGCAAAAAAAACUUGCAUUCGGACUAUUUCGAGCUGACAUCCAACCGUGGCACGCUGAAUGACAUGGGCUCUGUGCCUGGAUUCAUCUAUUGUCUCAAAGGGGCCCUUCGGCUACGCAAACAGGCCCUAUUGUGGGGUGGAGUGCCUUGCAGCCUGCUUGUCUUCAUGUCGUCUGGCACCCACCAACGAGGCUUUGAGAACGACAUGAUGGGAGACUUGUCGUUGCCUUCAGUUCGACAAUCGAACUUGUUGUUAUCAAGAUUUUGUUUGAUUGUCCUGGUCUGCAUCUGUAGAAACGUUUGGUGGGCCAUAGAACAGCCUGCAAGCAGCAAGCUGGUGGAGACUCCAUACUACUCGUACCUGAUGUCCCUUCGCUGCCUCAACCCCAAAUUUGUACGACUGUGGCUCGGUGCCUUUGGACAUUGGGCAUGCAAGCCAACACAAUUGUUUGGAAGUUGGCCAGGUCUUGACAAGAUCUACCUGAAGCUUUCGCGGGCCCAGCGGCGCAGAAUCAAGGACCAUCAGAAGCGCACGGGCAUCCAAGUUGUCAAAAAAACUCUCAAGCGAUCUGGUGGUAUCACAGUGCUCCUUGGUAACAUACAUCCGUUUCUUGAGUUGCUUAGUUGGCGCACUCUGAAUUCAAACCAUUUGUUUUCCAUUUGA